This is a messenger RNA of Blastomyces gilchristii SLH14081, 958 nucleotides long. RefSeq lists its product as uncharacterized. The record is from RefSeq and is a predicted model, not a curated record. Lineage: Eukaryota; Fungi; Ascomycota; Eurotiomycetes; Onygenales; Ajellomycetaceae. Bases 527 to 835 code for a protein of 102 amino acids. The transcript is spliced from 2 exons.
GUGACAACGAGCAUAGAAAGCACUUCUGCAGAAAUCAGGUCUAGCCUGUGAUCAGAUUAUUUAUCAGAUUUAUCAGAUCAAUGCUAACGUCUAAAUGAAAGGAAAAAAAAAAAAAAAGCUUGAGCCAUUGAAAUAAAGAAAGUGCAUGGUUAUUUUCAACUCAAUCUCAGGUCUUGAGUCACUCAAUUUUUUACAUCACUGGUUACCCGCGGCAAGGGAAAAACCCGAACGCCCGCAAGAGAGCCAGAGAGAUCAUAAGAGGAGAAAAUGAAGCAAACACUAAAAAGAAAAGAAAAUGAAAAGCUCAAGAUUUGAAGCCUGCCAGCUCAAACCCUCCAAGUUCAAGGUCAAGUUCCAGUUCUAGCUGUUGACCCCCAACCAAUUCCUUCCACCAAUGUCCCUUGUCACCCCAUCAUCACCGACGCCAGGCGCCCGGGGCAGGCGCUUUUAAAAUUUCCGUCGCGUAACCUCUCUCUCAUCAAGUGUCAUCGCAACCUAUCGUGCCCUUCCAACCGGUGGGUAUGCAAUGCAGUCCAUCAUUAUUAUUGGCAUCCGAGCCCGCACACCACCCUCUCAAAAGUCACCAGCAACCCACGCGCGUUCGUGCCAGCCUCAGCAUUCCUUCCCCCCAAAACUGUCACAUCAUUUAAACUCAACAAUGACACAUCGGGCAUUGCAGUCCCGCCUCGCGAGCAAGCACAAUGUAAUCCUCCCAAUAAUCCUCGCCAAUGAGGGUUGCAAUUUUGCAACCCCCCCCCAAAAUCGAAAGGAACAGGAGAAGAAAAAGGUUGAGUGUAACUUUUUAACCCCAGAAAACCCCAUAUCAGAAACCUGACCAUUCAAAACACCUUGGGAGAUGAUAAGGGGUCUUCCGCAUCUGUUGCACUAUACUAUUCAAUUUUAACAAGGAAGUUUUGGGGAGGAAAAAAAAAAAAAAAAAAAAAAAAAAAAACACUAA